GGACUGUGUGAUGCUAUCUGUGUCAUCUGUCAUUCGAGCGAGGUUAGGGAGGUGGAACAUAUAUGUGGUACGUGAGGAAAUGGAAGGUGUGAUAGAUGAAUAGUGAAGAGAAAGGAGGCGACGAAAAGCGAUGACCUGACUUCACGGAAGAAAAGUGAACUAAUAACUGUAUGUGUGGUAGGAUACCAAAUGUCAGGCGGUCCGUACCACCCCUCAGAAAAUCCGGGGUCAGAAGGAGCACCUGGAGAUGGUGCUCUUCAGCCACGCAAUCCACUACUGUGUUUCCUAUGUGAUGACUAUUAUAGUGAGCCAUGUUUGCUUGCUUGUUACCACACCUUCUGUGCAAGAUGUCUAAGAGGGAGAGAUGCAGAUUCAAAAAUAUCGUGCCCAUUAUGUGGGCAACAAACGGUCUUAAAAGAAGGGACAACGCUUCCUCCACCUGAUUACCUUAUGACUCAGCUCAUAGAGCUCUCCAAUGCAGAAAAUCCACCUUGUGCCAACUGUGACAAGAGAGACAAGGCUUCCAUGUACUUUUGUUCCACGUGUGGACAAGCUCUAUGCAAUCACUGCCGUGAAAACACACAUCGUGCUAAAAUGUUUUCUACACAUGAUGUUGUCCACAUGUCAAAAUGCUCAAAGGAAGGACAUAGAAGGUGUGCAGUGCAUGGAGAGCAGUACAUAAUGUUUUCAAACACUCAGAAAAAUAUGUUGUGUGUCAACUGCUUUCGCGACACACCUACCGAAGCUAGACUCCACUGUGUUGAUAUAGACACAGCAUAUUCUCAGGGAUGUAAAAAGUUGGACAGAGCUGUUUUGUCUGUCUGUGAGCUUCAAAACUCUGUACGAGAAGGUCUUCUUAUGUUCAAAAAUUUACUAGAUGAACUGAGGCAUAAUAUGGAGAUGGAGAAGCACACAAUAAAUAGCUUUUGCCAGGGUAUGCAGGAAGCUAUUGCAAAGACCCAUGCAAAUAUGAUAAUGGAGGUACAAAGGCAGUUUGAAACUAAAGAACGGCAAUUUAGAGGACAGCUAAUGAGUUUGGGGACUGUUCUGCCUUUACUUCAACUGCAUCUUCUUCUCUGCUCAUCCUUUUCUUCAUCAGCAAACAAGUAUCAGUUUUUAGAUCUAGCUUAUCCUAUGAUGGACAGGCUAGCCGCAGUAUCACAGCUUAGUCAGCCUCUAAGACCUGUACAGUCAAGUCAGAUACGAACAAAUUAUCGUAAUGAAUUUUCUCAUGCUUUGGAGCCUUGGGUGGGGAAAGGUGCUUCUGGUACACAACAGCAGCAACAUUCACAACACCAAGAAACAUCAGGAGAAGGAGGUGGAGCUUUGUACGAAUCAUCACAACAGCAAGUGCAACAAGGCCAACCCUGUGCUGCAGUGCAUGGCCAAGUACAGGGACAUGCCCACCCUGUCAUGCUUCAUCCUCCUCCUUCUCGAAGGCAGCAUUCAGCAUUGAGGGCUAAGGCACUUGAAGGGGAAGGUCCUUUCUCCAACCACUGUAGGAGUUUUGAUACUCAGAUAAAAGAACUAAGUCAGCAGCUCUGUGGUGUAAAGGAGCGGCUUGGUGAACUUCACAGAGAUGUCACGUUAUUGCGCCGGGCACAUACUCCACCCCUGGCUGCACGAUAUGAGCAUGUUACUAGAGAAUGUUCAUUACUAGAAGAACAGUUAGAAAGGCAUCAAGUUGAACUUGAAAGGCUGAAAAAUGUUUUUGAUACUUUAUGGGAAGAACAACUUUGCCGAAUCCAUGUGGAACAAGAGAUCUUCCAGUCACAGAUGAAUGAUAUUUUAACAUUGCGUUCUGAAGUAAAACACCUGAGUGCAAUUGCUCAUCAGCUGGAACCGUAUGUAAAAUCCCUAGCAACAGCAGAAUGCAUAGGACCUCAAGGAAGCACAGAUCGUGUACAGCCAAGUGGCCCUGAAUCUGGAACACAAGAAACAUCACAUCAUCAACUGCAGUCUCUACUUGAACAUAUCAAUAUGUUACAGAUGGAUGCAGCUAACUCAUACAGAAUCAAUGGCAGUCAGAAAGUUGAAUGUCGGGUCCAUUCAGGGCAAGCAAUGACAUCUCCCACAUCAGAAAAUAUUGUGUACAUGAAAGUUGAUGGGAAAGAAGCACCAGUGCGGGAAACUUCUCGUACUCGAGCAAUGAGAGACGCCCAGCCUCUGGAUGCUACGGCUAAUGCAGUUAUAUUUGCAAGUAGACAGCAGCAACAGCAACAGCAGCACCAACAGCAACUACAACAGCAACAACAGCAGCAGCAUCCAAGUACAGCCCAAGAUUUUCAAGUUGCUGAGACAACAAGGGAUGGCAAGAGAGGUGUUCUCAGCCAGCUUAUUGAAAAAGUUCGCAUUAAGGAAGAUCGCAAAAAGUCGCCAGUGCAAGAAGAGGCUAGGGUGGUGUUAGGAAGAGAAAGGAGUAAAUCUGAUGGAAGAGGCACUAUUUGUGCAACAGACAGUUCUCGGUCAAAGCAAUCAAUGGCUGUGACAGGAGAAGAAAUGAAGCAAGUUACUAGUGCUGCAGUUGGGAAAAUUGGCACAUUCAGAACUGGUAAAAUGGAAUCCUCAUCUUGUCGGUACGGUAGCACUACCUCUCGUGAAGGAUCGUCAAAAGUUGCUUCCUUCUACCAUACUAUAAGUGGGAAAGUCUUAGGUUCAAGGGAUAGUGAUAGAUCUGAUCCUUGUGUAGUUUCUGAACAAUCUCUCAGUUCAAAUCUUCAUACACACCAUCAUUUGCCACCUCCUCCCCCACCAACAUCCUCCAGGAGACCUCAGUCUCACCACGAAGACAUGACAGCACCUGAUUUGAUGGGGACUGCAGCAUGCACGGACGGACGUGAAAGGCUCGACAGUCACUUAAAAGACAAGUUGCACGAUACAAUGGGUCGAGCUACAAUGGUGGGACGUGCCAUUCGCCCAGGAUCAGUUGGUGAUAAAGUAGAGGACAGAGCAGGAAUGGUAAAUGAAGAAAGUGAAUAUCAAAGAAUAUUUGAUGCAACUGCUACAACAUCACCUGUCAGUGAUGGUUCAGUAGGGGGAAGUGUAACAAAGCAAGCUGUAAGAGCUAUGGUGCAUCGUGAACCUAGUGCUGUAGCUAGCACACCGUCAUCACCCCACAGGCAGAGGGGUCAUUUCAGUAAAAUGGUUAGGAUGUACCCAGCAUCUGACACAGAAGAUAAUGUAUUUUAUACUCCAGAGGAACAAACUGGAGAAGAUAAGUCCAAAAAACAGAAUUCUUGUGAAAGUUUGACAUUAAGCACAGUUUCAGUUAAUAGCAGAAGAUCGUCAAUGGAUUUAGGAGAUAGAAAAACAUUAGUUGUAGUCAUUGGAACUAGUAGUAAAGCAACCAAAGCCAGGUUAAUGCAGAAACAAAGAUCAUGGGAAACAUUUCCUCCAAAGAAACGGAGCACUGAAGAGCAAAGAGAGAGCUACAGUAAAUUUUGUAGAGAUCCUGAUGCAUUUAGAGGUGGCUUUGAAUGCAGACCACAGAGUGAUGGGGGAGGCCAGAGUACAGCUGGGACCAGGGGAGAAGGAGGAGCCCUGAAGAAAGCAGACAGCUUUGAGGGCCAUGAAGAAGCAGUAAGAACAUUGGUUGCAGCAGUUCAGGAAACAAGAACACAGCAAAUGCAGCAACAAAGGAAGCAGUCUCAGUCAAAGUCUAGCGGCAACUAAAAUAAAAGUAUUUCAGAAGCUUAUGAAGGAAGGAUCUUAUUUGUCGGUAAGCAGUUUGAAACUUUUGCUAUCUAUAAACAGUGUUCAUGAUUCUGUUA
Messenger RNA from Schistocerca americana (American grasshopper), 3770 nucleotides. RefSeq lists its product as uncharacterized. Bases 190 to 3672 code for a protein of 1160 amino acids. Gene Ontology annotation, cellular component: perinuclear region of cytoplasm. The record is from RefSeq and is a predicted model, not a curated record. NCBI's taxonomy places the organism in Eukaryota, Metazoa, Arthropoda, Insecta, Orthoptera, Acrididae. Gene Ontology annotation, molecular function: transmembrane transporter binding; Hsp70 protein binding; zinc ion binding. The transcript is spliced from 15 exons.